AUGAAGAUAAACCUGAAAUCUGGAGAGGUUCCUGUGAAGCCUAAAGCUCAAAAUAAGCGAAAGAGUGUUCCAAUGGAGGCCCCAGCGUCACCAGAGUCACCCCUGAACCUGACACAGUGUGUGCCAGAAGAUCAAGAAAGCGCUCCAAGUUGCAGCAGCCAGAGUGGAAGUGUGGAAUCAGUGUCGAAAAUUACAUUCCUGCAAGCCAAAAUUGAGUGGCAAGAGAAAAUGAUUUUAGACCUGGAGGAAGAGCGGAAGUUUCUUCGGGAACAAUUAAUGAGAGAUAAUAAGACCACAUCUCAACGUAAACAUACAAAAACAAAACAGGAUUACUAUUCAGACACCGAAAUACCAUCAUCACCAAACAUGAGCGAAAGCGACAGCGAUGGUACUGUAUUGAAGAAGAAAAAAAUCAGACAGUCUUAUGAUUCUUCAGAUGAAGUAGCAGUGCUGGGGCGAACUCACAUGAGAGUCAAGACACCUGAUGAAGCCAUCCAAAGAUAUAAGCAAGUUCUAAAAACAUUCCAACGGAGGUGGUACCAUCGGUAUGUGUAUGUGGGAGGGGGAAAGGAGGGGAGGGGAGGGGAGGUGAGGAGGGAGAUUACAGAAGGAGGAGGGAGGAGGAGGUCAGGAGAUCAGGUGGGAUAUAAGGGGAAGAGGAGAGUUUGCCAUGAGAGGGAACCCGCGCUCCACUUUUGGCACAACGUAAUUAGCGCGCGCACCGACGCUUCAAUCAUCAAGCGGCGCGCACGUUCUGUCACUCGUGCGUGCGCGGGAGAGGGGGGGGGGAGAGGGGGUGAGGAGGGGAGGAGGCAAGGAAGAGGCUGGGGGGAGGAGGGAGAGGGGGGAAGGAAAAGGGGAAGAGGAGAGGGAGGGGGGGAGGAGAGGGGGGGAGGGAGAGGAAAGAAGAGGGGGAGAGGAGGGGAGAACCCAGAUUUCAGCACCACGGCUUGUGUGGACAGCGCCAGGACAAGUGAUGACAGUGAAGUGCAGGGAAUAAGGGACCGAGGCGCAGAGCAGGAGCCAGAGCAGGAGCCAGAGCAGGAGCCAGAGCAGGAGCCAGAGCAGGAGCCAGAGCAGGAGCCAGAGGAGGAGCCAGAGCAGGAGCCAGAGCCAGGGCAGGAGCCAGAGCAGGAGCCAGAGCAGGAGCCAGAGCAGGAGCCAGAGGAGGAGCCAGAGCAGGAGCUAGAGCAGGAGCCAGAGGAGGAGCCAGAGCAGGAGCCAGAGCAGGAGCUAGAGCAGGAGCCAGAGCAGGAGCCAGAGCAGGAGCCAGAGCAGGAGCCAGAGGAGGAGCCAGAGCAGGAGCCAGAGCCAGGGCAGGAGCCAGAGCAGGAGCCAGAGCAGGAGCCAGAGCAGGAGCCAGAGCAGGAGCCAGAGCAGGAGCCAGAGGAGGAGCCAGAGCAGGAGCCAGAGCAGGAGCUAGAGCAGGAGCCAGAGCAGGAGCCGGAGCAGGAGCCAGAGCAGGAGCUAGAGCAGGAGCCAGAGCAGGAGCCAGAGCAGGAGCCAGAGCAGGAGCCAGAGCAGGAGCUAGAGCAGGAGCCGGAGCAGGAGCCGGAGCAGGAGCCAGAGCAGGAGCUAGAGCAGGAGCCAGAGGAGGAGCCAGAGCAGGAGCCAGAGCAGGAGCCAGAGCAGGAGCUAGAGCAGGAGCCGGAGCAGGAGCCAGAGCAGGAGCUAGAGCAGGAGCCAGAGGAGGAGCCAGAGCAGGAGCCAGAGCAGGAGCCAGAGCAGGAGCUAGAGCAGGAGCCAGAGCAGGAGCCAGAGCAGGAGCCAGAGCAGGAGCCAGAGCAGGAGCCAGAGCAGGAGCCGGAGCAGGAGCCAGAGCAGGAGCUAGAGCAGGAGCCAGAGCAGGAGCCAGAGCAGGAGCCAGAGCAGGAGCUAGAGCAGGAGCCAGAGCAGGAGCCAGAGCAGGACCCAGAGCUGGAGCCAGAGCAGGAGCCAGAGGAGGAGCCAGAGCAGGAGCCAGAGGAGGAGCCAGAGCAGGAGCCAGAGGAGGAGCCAGAGCAGGAGCCAGAGCAGGAGCCAGAGGAGGAGCCAGAGCAGGAGCCAGAGCAGGAGCCAGAGCAGGAGCCAGAGCAGGAGCCAGAGCUGGAGCCAGAGCGGGAGCCAGAGCAGGAGCCAGAGGAGGAGCCAGAGCGGGAGCCAGAGCAGGAGCCAGAGCAGGAGCCAGAGCAGGAGCCAGAGCAGGAGCCAGAGGAGGCAGUUGGUGUUAAGAGCUUCAGGAAGAAUACUGUUGACGGGAACAAGAAGUUGUACGCGAUCUACGACACCAGCGUCAACGAGCCGGGCAACAUGUCUUUCGUGAAGGAGACUGUGGACAAGCUCCUACAAGGCUAUGAUAUUCGACUCAGGCCAGAUUUUGGAGGGGCGCCAGUCGCGGUUGGCAUGAGCAUAGACGUGGCCAGCAUCGACAUGGUCUCAGAAGUCAACAUGACGGAGGGGAGACACCGGGCUGCAAUCACGGCACAUCAUGAUGGAUUUGUCAGGGUGUAUGUCCGUCUCCUGAGGUCUGAAUACAGGAGGAGGAGGAGGAGGAGGAGGAGGGGAGGAGGGGAGGAGGAGGAGGGGGGGAGGAGGAGGAGGGAGGAGGGGAGGGGGAGGGAAGGAGGAGGAGGAGGAGGGAGGAGGAGGAGGGAGGAGGAGGAGGGGGAGGAAGGAGGAGGAGGAGGAGGAGGAGGGAGGAGGAGGAGGAGGAGGGGAGGAGGGGAGGAGGAGGAGGAGGAGGAGGAGGGGAGGAGGGAGGAGGAGGAGGAGGGGGGGGGAGGAGGAGGAGGAGGAGGGAGGAGGGGAGGAGGAGGAGGGGGGGAGGAGGAGGAGAGGAGGAGGGGGGGGGAGGGGAGGAAGGAGGAGGAGGAGGAGGAGGAGGAGGAGGGGGAGGAGGAGAGGGGGAGGAAGGAGGAGGAGGAGGAGGAGGAGGAGGAGGGGAGGAGGGAGGAGGAGGAGGAGGGAGGAGGAGGAGGAGGGGAGGAGGGGAGGGAGGAGGAGGAGGAGGAGGAGGAGGGGGGAGAGGAGGAGGAGGAGGAGGGGGGGGGGGGAGGAGGAGGAGGGAGGAGGGGAGUAGGAGGGACGAGGAGGAGGAGGGACGAGGAGGAGGAGGAGGGGGUUCUGGUACUGAAGUGUUAA
Knipowitschia caucasica is the source of this 3120-nucleotide messenger RNA. The record is from the annotation of a GenBank genome assembly. Lineage: Eukaryota; Metazoa; Chordata; Actinopteri; Gobiiformes; Gobiidae.